AUGCAUAUCUAUGCCUCUUGUGGGGUGUGGAAAUUUGAUCCCUGUAAAGGAUGGGGAUUUGCUUUUGAUAAGGAAAAAGGAGGAAGAGUACUUGCUGUGGAAUUGAGAAGUUCCUUUGAAGAUCUAAGGACUACGGCUUUUGAGGAUUUUGGCAUUGACCAAAACGAUGUCGAGCUUGAGUUAAGCUACUUACCUAUGGAGUUAAUCAGUACGAUAGACUGUCCUCCAGUUAUCAUUGGGAAUGAUCGGCAACUCAAGAAUUUUCUUACAUAUGUACGUGGAAAAGCUUCUUCAAGGUUGUGUGUGUCUAUUUCACCUCUCAAUGCAAACAACGACAACAUUGAGCUUGAUAAGGAGCAAUCUAACGCGUCUGGCAGAGACCGACGUGAGCCUCCCUCCGUUUCACCUGGAGAUGACAUUGGUAGUUCUUCUCAAUCGAGCAAGGAUGGUGAAGACGAAUGUAACUUGAACGCCUUGAAAGAAAAUGAAGAUGCUGACUUAAGUGGAAAAGAAGAGGAUAGGGGAAAAAGUGUUCGGUUCUCUUUGAAGCAUGUUGUGAAGACGGGUGAAACGUUUGAAAACAAAUCUAAGUUAAAAGCAGCAUUGGAAAUGUCAGCAAUGAAGAAUAACUUCGAUUAUAAAGUUGUGAAUUCUGAUAGAAAACUUUGGUACAUCCGAUGCGUGGACAACAAGUGUAGGUGGAGUGUUCGUGCUGAGGGGUUAUCAGGAUCUACAUAUUUUAUCAUCAAAAAAUAUGUGGCGGAUCAUACAUGUGCUGCGUCAAAUAUGGAUAAUGGUGGUCGGACAGCUUCUGCAAAAACUAUUGGGAGUCUAAUAAUGCAUAGGUAUGAUGGUGUCAAAGAAGGUCCGAAAGCUAAUGAUAUCAUACAGAUUAUGAGAAUGGAACAUGGAUGCGAGAUAUCGAAAUCAUUAGCAUGGGACGCUCGUGAGUAUGCGAUUAAUCUGGUUAGAGGCAUUCCCGAGCAGAGUUUUGGAAAAAUUCCGAAAUACUUGCACAUGCUGAAAGAAGCUAAUCCAGGAACACACACUUUUUACGAAACAGAUGUCGAUGGUAAAUUCAGAUUUCUCUUUCUUUCGUUUGGGCAAUCAGUACGAGGAUUUCAUACAUCCAUGCGAAAAGUUCUUGUUGUUGAUGGGACAUUUUUGAAGAGCAAAUACAAAGGAGUAUUACUUGUUGCGACAGCUUUAGAUGGAAACUCCAACUUGUAUCCUAUUGCAUUUGCUGUUGUCGACUCGGAAAAUGAUCGUUCAUGGAAUUGGUUUUUCAGACAACUAAAGGUUGUUGUUACGGACGAGCGUGCUCUUGCGUUUGUGUCGGACAGAAAUAACUCACUUUGUAAGGGGCUUGAGAAUGUGUAUCCUCUUUCUCAACAUGGAAUUUGUAUUCACCAUUUGUUAAAUAAUGUGGUCACACAUUACAGAGGAAAAGGAGUGGUUGGAUUGAUUGCAAAAGCUUCUAAAGCUUAUAGAGUUGUUGAUUUUCAGAAGCGAUUCGAAGCUGUGUGCAAUAUUAGUCCAGCUAUUGGAGAAUAUUUAACAGAUGCAGAUGUUACAAAGUGGGCUCGCUGUCAGUUUCAAGGAUACAGGUAUGACAUCAGGACGACAAACCCGACUGAGUCAAUAAACUCUGCUUUGCGCUCACCAAGAGAGUAUCCAGUCAUUCUUUUGUUGGAUAGCAUCAGAGAAAUGCUUACCCGUUGGUUUUUUGAACGACGCACACGAAGCAGGAAGCACACAAUGCCAUUAACUAUUGCCAUCGAGAAAAAGAUAGAUAGACGGAUUAACAAGGGUAAAACGUUUCUUGUCCAGCCAGUUAACGAGCAUCGUUUUUUGGUUCGUGGAGAUACAAUCGACUGCCUAGUUGAUUUGGACAGAAGAACCUGCUCUUGUGGGAAAUAUGACCUACUGAAAAUCCCAUGUAGACACGCAAUCAAGGCUGGUUUAACAGUUGGCCGCGCCCCAUCCUCACUAACGGAUUUCAUGUACACGACUUCCAAUUGGAGAACAGCUUAUGAAGAAACUAUCAAUCCAGUAGGUGUUCCUGAGGAUAGUUGGGUGGUUCCAGAUACUGUUCGGAAUGCCAGUGUGCUAGCUCCUGAAUCAAGAAGAGGAGCAGGAAGGAGAAGAAAGCGCAGGUAUGAGACUGUUGAAGACAAGCUCCGUUCCUCGCAAGGAGCUCAAGAAAAAAAGAGGCGCAGGUGCAGUCGAUGUGGCGAAGAGAAUCAUAACAGGGCUACGUGUGACAGAGCUAUUUAG
Brassica napus (rape) is the source of this 2277-nucleotide messenger RNA. RefSeq lists its product as uncharacterized. Bases 1 to 2277 code for a protein of 758 amino acids. Gene Ontology annotation, molecular function: zinc ion binding. The transcript has a single exon. Lineage: Eukaryota; Viridiplantae; Streptophyta; Magnoliopsida; Brassicales; Brassicaceae. The record is from RefSeq and is a predicted model, not a curated record.